GUAGCUACCAAGUUUGCGAUUCUCCUUCCCUUCUGACAUAAGGACUGGCGGUGCACAAGCAUACAGCAGGGCACAGCUCAGCUGAUUCGCACAAACCCUCACUGCACUCCCUUGCUGCUCAUCCUUGUGUGUCUGGCAUCACCUUGCGUGCACGGAGCUUAAAGGCGAUUGCAGCCAUCGCUCGGAACCCGGUGCAAGCAUGAUUCCCAAUCGGUUGAUAAACACUGGCAGCCGCGCCUUCUGCCAGUCCGUCCGCAACGGUUUUGUCAGCGGUAGCGGUAUUGGCAGCGGCAAGAGCCUCAAGUUUGCGUGUGCCGCACCUCUUUCAGCCGCUGGCAUCGCUUGCGUACCGCCUUUGACUCGCUCUAUUUCCUCUCAUCGCCGCCCAACUCCCGUGGAGCCAUCACCGCUGUCACCCAGGGCACAAAGCAAGGCAAGGCAGCUCUCCUAUGCUUCCAGGCUCUCUUCCCCAGCACCCUCUACACCGGCACUUGCUCAGCACACUGAAUACGAGCCGUCCGCAACUGGAUUGCAACAGUGGGCAAAAUGGCUGCCAAAGGUCAAGCGGUCUCAAGUCAAAAAAGUCUUGCUUGUCGGAUCAGGUGGCUUGAGCAUUGGACAGGCUGGAGAAUUCGACUACAGCGGCUCACAGGCUAUUAAGGCUCUCCGUGAAUCUGGUAUCGAGACCAUCCUGAUCAACCCCAACAUAGCUACUAUUCAGACCAGUCAUCAUCUAGCGUCCCAAAUAUACUUCCUUCCCAUCUCUCCCGAAUAUGUCGCAUACGUGCUCGAAAAGGAGCGACCGGAUGGUGUUCUCCUUACCUUUGGCGGCCAAAGCGCUCUCAACGUUGGCGUCAAGCUCGAUGAGAUGGGCGUCUUUGAGCGACUCGGUGUCGAGGUCCUCGGCUCUCAGGUCGACGUGCUGCGCAUGUGCGAGGACAGGGACCUUUUCGUGCAAGCUCUGGAUCAGAUCAACAUUCCAGUCGCCAAGUCCGAAGCCGUAUCAUCUGUGAAUGCUGCACUCAAGGCAGCAGAGGACAUUGGAUACCCUGUCAUCGUCCGUGCCGCUUAUGCGUUGGGAGGGUUGGGCUCUGGCUUUGCGGAGAACGAGGAAGAGCUCCGAGAUCUGAGCGCCCGCUCGCUUUCUCUGAGCCCGCAAAUCCUGGUCGAGAAGAGUCUCAAGGGUUGGAAGGAGAGCGAGUACGAGGUUCUUCGUGAUCAGGAAGACAACGCAAUCAUCUGCUGCAACAUGGAGAACUUCGACCCGCUCGGGAUCCACACUGGAGACUCCAUUGUCGUCGCCCCGUCUCAGACCCUAUCGGAUGACAAUUACCACAUGCUGCGCACUGCAGCGUUGAAAGUCAUCCGCCAUCUUGGUAUCGUUGGAGAGUGCAACAUUCAGUAUGCGCUCAGCCCGGAUAGCCGAGAGUAUAGGGUGAUCGAGGUGAACCCCCGCUUGAGUCGGUCAAGUGCGCUCGCGUCCAAGGCGACAGGAUACCCGCUUGCUUACACUGCAGCCAAGCUGGCCCUUGGUCACACACUUCCGGAGCUUCCCAAUGCCGUCACCAAGACAACCACUGCAUGUUUCGAACCCUCCCUUGACUACAUCGUCACCAAGAUCCCCAAGUGGGAUCUCUCGAAGUUCCAACACGUCAACCGUGAGAUUGGCUCGAGUAUGAAGUCCGUGGGCGAAGUCAUGGCUAUCGGACGAACAUUUGAAGAGUCGCUGCAGAAAGCCAUUCGCCAAAUUGCGCCAAAUUACGAUGGCUUUGCUCCGUACAUCGAGCCUGUCGACCUGGACCACGCCCUUGCGGUUCCCACGGACACGCGCCUUUUCGCCAUCGCGUACGCAAUGCUCGUAAAGGGCUACGAUGUCGAGAGGCUCCAUGAUCUCACGAAGAUCGACCGCUGGUUCCUGCACAAGCUCCAGAACAUCGUCGACAUCCAUCACACGCUCAAAGACCUCGGCGAGAUCAGCGCUGUUGACAAGGAGACUGUUUUGCUUGCAAAGCAAAGGGGAUUCUCAGACAGGCAGAUCGCGCAACUCACCAACAGCACCGAGGAUGUUGUUCGCAAGCACCGCAAAUCGCUCGGUGUCACCCCCUUCGUCAAGCGUAUUGACACUGUCGCUGCCGAGUACCCCGCGCAUACAAACUACCUGUACACGACUUACAAUGCGACCACGCAUGAUGUCGAGUUUGACGACAACGGAACCAUGGUCCUUGGCUCUGGUGUCUACCGCAUUGGCAGCUCGGUUGAGUUCGACUGGUGCGCUGUCACCUGCGCUCGCCGCGUCCGCUCGAUGAACCACAAGACCAUCAUGAUCAACUAUAAUCCCGAGACUGUCAGCACGGACUUUGAUGAGGCCGAUAGGCUUUACUUCGAAGAGCUCGGGUUUGAGCGUGUGAUGGAUAUCUACGAGCUGGAAGGCGCAUCUGGUGUUGUCGUCUCCGUCGGUGGUCAACUUCCGCAAAACAUCGCGCUUAGGCUCAAGAACAAUGAAGUGAAUGUCCUCGGUACCGAUCCCGUCAUGAUCGACUCUGCCGAGGAUCGUCACAAAUUCUCAUCAAUCUUGGAUCAGAUCGGCGUCGAUCAACCCGAAUGGGUCGAGGUCACUACCGUGGAGAAGGCCAAAGAAUUUGCGUCCAAGGUUGGCUACCCUGUCCUUGUCCGUCCCAGCUACGUACUCUCAGGUGCGGCCAUGAAUGUCAUCUGGGACGAAUCCACAUUGCAACAGCAUUUGACAGGAGCUGCAGAAGUCAACACUGACUACCCGGUUGUUCUUAGCAAGUUCAUCGACAAUGCUCAAGAGAUUGAUGUGGAUGCUGUCGCGUACAAAGGCGAGCUUCUCGUUCAUGCAGUGUCAGAACAUGUGGAGAAUGCUGGUGUCCAUUCCGGCGAUGCAACGCUGGUUUUACCGCCAUUCUCACUUGAUCCCAACGAUCUCCAGCGCUUGAAGGCCAUCGCACAAAAGGUUGCAAAAGCGUUCCAAAUCAGCGGCCCAUUCAACAUGCAGGUCAUCAGAAAGCCUGCGGAGGAAGGAGAGACAGAAGCAGCUCUCAAGGUCAUUGAAUGCAAUCUGCGCGCCAGUCGUUCGUUCCCAUUCGUCAGCAAGGUGUUGGGUGUCAACUUCAUCGAUAUUGCGACAUGUGCCAUUGUUGGACAGGAUGUCCCGAAGCCAGUGGAUCUGAUGAACGAAAAGCGCGACUACGUAGCCAUCAAGGUUCCUGUCUUCUCAUGGACUCGUCUGGCUGGCGCAGACCCUUUCCUUGGAGUCGAAAUGGCGAGCACGGGCGAGGUGGCUUCGUUCGGCAAGGACUUGGCCGAAGCAUACUGGGCUUCCAUUGCGUCCACCACAGGCUUCCGGGUGCCUGAACCAAACAAGGGUGUCUUGAUCGGUGGCGACAUCUCCAAGCCGCAGAUGGCAAGCGUCGCCCGCCGCUUGUAUGACUUGGGCUUCAAGCUGUACUGCUCGAAUGCUGAGGUUGAAUCCUUCCUCAAUUCCAUACCGCACGUCUCAGCGAAGCGUAUCUGGUUCCCAUUGAAAGACAAGCGUAAAUUGCGCGAGGUCUUCGAUGAGUAUGAGAUUCAAUUCGUUGUCAACCUAGCCAAGUCCCGCGGUCGCGACACCAUGGAUGAGGACUACGUAGCUCGCCGGAAUGCAGUGGACUUCGGUGUCCCGCUUAUCAAUGAGGCACGUUGCGCGGAACUCUUCGUCGAAGCGCUUGAGCGCAAAAUUCCUCAAGGAGGUUUGCUUGGCUAUCAGGAGGGCAAGAUCCCGCCUGAGGUCAAGAGCUGGCGCGAAUUUGUGCCAGACAAUACCGCUUAGAGGUGCAUAUUCUGCGCAAUGUUUACGUUACACCCCAAUCGCGCAUAUCGAGUCAUCUAUGUAGAAUCUUUCAUCCCAUCAAUGCAUGCAUGUCGACGGAA
Messenger RNA from Tilletiaria anomala UBC 951, 3930 nucleotides. RefSeq names its product putative arginine-specific carbamoyl-phosphate synthetase, ammonia chain. The transcript has 8 exons. NCBI's taxonomy places the organism in Eukaryota, Fungi, Basidiomycota, Exobasidiomycetes, Georgefischeriales, Tilletiariaceae. Bases 200 to 3829 code for a protein of 1209 amino acids. Gene Ontology annotation, biological process: UTP biosynthetic process; L-citrulline biosynthetic process; 'de novo' pyrimidine nucleobase biosynthetic process. Gene Ontology annotation, molecular function: ATP binding; dihydroorotase activity; metal ion binding. Gene Ontology annotation, cellular component: cytoplasm; cytosol. The record is from RefSeq and is a predicted model, not a curated record.